AUGCGCUGCGGCAAAGUUCAGCCACUUAAUUCAAAAAGCACAUAUUUUGAGGCCCUAGGAUAUUAUGAACCUACUCCAGAUAUUGAUUUAGCUGACCUCUCUUCACGAAUGAAGAAUAUUUUACGCUCCCUGCACCCUGACAAGUUUAUUGGCAUGCCUGAAGCAGAUCAAAAGAUGGCUCUAGAUUCAUCUAGUUUUGUAAAUCAAGCAUAUAUGGUCCUCUCAGACCCUAUUGAACGCUCUUCAUACUUACUCAAGCUAAGCGGGUGUGACAUGUCCAAUCAAGAUAAAUCCGGAGAGGAAACUCUGGAAUUUUUAUCUGAGAUGAUGACUCUUAAUGAAAACAUUGAGAAAACUAUUGAAACUCUAAAUAGUUUGGAUCUUUCAGAUGCUUCGCUCAAGGCUAAAUUUGAGGCAAAUUUGACCUAUCUCUACCGUGAUAUUUCUUAUCGUUUUGCUUCUGAAUGCAAAUUAUUGAAUACAUCUUUAAGGCAUCGUGAAUGGGCUAAUGCAAAGUUAGCUCUUUCUAGGGCUAAAUACUUUGGCAAAUUGCUAGAUCUUUUACAUGAAGUACGGCCACUUGUCCGACUAAAGAAUUUGAACGUUGAUAUGUACUAG
Molecule: messenger RNA, 618 nt
Organism: Protopolystoma xenopodis
Lineage: Eukaryota; Metazoa; Platyhelminthes; Monogenea; Polystomatidea; Polystomatidae
Source: the annotation of a GenBank genome assembly